AUGAAAGCGACGAUUUGCUUCGUAAUAUUUUUGUUAAGUACAGCUUGGGCGGACCUCGCUGGAGAAUGUAAUCUCGUUGGGUUUUAUUUGGAGUUAGGUUGUAAGGCUCUACCUAAAGUGGAUAAUACUACAAGCUGUCCCGACGCCUUCCAAUGCCCUGAUCUUCAUCCAGACCCAAAUAUGUGCUAUUACAGGGGAGUAGCAUACGCAGACCGUUCAAUGAUACCCCAGAACUUAAUUAAAAACUCGUGCUCCCAAGCAUGUUUCUGUAAUAUGUUCGGGGGCCCCCAGUUCGACUGUGCAGCAGUCGAUUGUUUCGAAUCCUUUAAGAAUGAUGAACUGGACGAAUGCAUCUACACUUACGAACUAGACUCUUGUUGCAGCACUGGUACUGUCUGCGGCAAAGACGCAAUAGGAAACUUGAAAACUUGUGAAGUGGAUGGUCAAACGUUUAAAGAAGGCCAAUCUUUCUACCCCGCUAAUACUCAGAAGAUGUGCAUAUGUUCUGCUCAGUGGAACGGUACCACCGACGACCCCACUAUGUGUAGAGAUGUCAAUUGUGGCUUAGAAAUCCAUUAUCAAGACAAAAUACUUGACAAUUGUGCGCCCGUGUACUUUGGUGAUAGCAAGGGCAACUGCCCUAUUGCAUUUACGUGUCCUUCCAACUCAACAAAAAUUAUCCGCGGUUUGAAUCUCCGAAGCGUCCCUGUACAGUGUUCAUUCGGCAAUUUAACGCUAAACGUUGGAGAUGAUGUAAUUGUAGAUGAAAAAUGUACUAAAUGCUCCUGCGACGUGCCACCGUUUGUGUCUUGCGUGAAAAAAGCAUCCUGCGACGAA
Messenger RNA from Brenthis ino (lesser marbled fritillary), 837 nucleotides. The record is from the annotation of a GenBank genome assembly. NCBI's taxonomy places the organism in Eukaryota, Metazoa, Arthropoda, Insecta, Lepidoptera, Nymphalidae.